GCUCAAGCCACCAUUGGAUUUUUAGUUACAGUACCCCGCUGGGAUUUUGAUUUGGAGAAGCUUGAGGCCAUGGCAGCCCGGGUUAUCCUUUCAUUGCUCUUCCUGCCUGUGGCAUUGGCUGAGAAAUGGGCUGUCAUUGCUGCUGGCUCCCAAGGCUUUAUGAACUAUCGUCAUCAGGCAGACGCUUGCCAUGCUUACCAGAUUAUGCUGAAGAGUGGCGUGCCAGCUGCAAACAUCAUCCUCAUGAUGCAGGAUGACGUGGUGAAGAGUUCGGAGAAUCCCUUCCCUGGACAGCUCUUCAACAAACCGGGCAAUGCAUCUCUGGAUGUCUACAAGGGUUGCAAGGUUGAUUACUCUGGGGACAUUGUCACAGCUCAGCUCUUUCUGGAUGUGCUCACUGGCAAGGGGAAGGGCAAGGUGCUCAAGAGCACGGAGAAAGACACGGUCUUUGUCAAUUUUGUCGAUCACGGAGGUCCUGGCAUUGUUGCUUUCCCAAACGGCCCUUUCCUGCAUGUCAAGGACCUUUCCAAGACUCUGGAGACCAUGCAGAGCCAAAAGAUGUUUAAUCAGCUGGUGUUCUACAUGGAGGCAUGCGAGAGCGGUUCCAUGUUCCCAGAUCUGAAAGAUGAUGGCAAGAUUCUGGCUGUGACGGCUUCCAAUGGCAAGGAGUCGUCUUGGGGCACCUACUGUGGUGAUGAAGCCGUGGUCAAGGGCAAGAACAUUGGUUCCUGCCUGGGCGACCUGUUUUCAGUGAACUGGAUGGAGGAUGACGACCUGGGCAAAUUGGCAUCUGAGACCUUCCGCUCACAGAUUUCGAAGGUGACCAAACUCACCAACAAGAGCCAUGUUUGCAGCUUUGGUGACAAGUCUUUCGAGGAUGAGGCUAUCGGCCGAGUGGAAGGGGCCUUGAUCUCUGAUGUCUUCUCGGACUCCUCUAAGGGUGCGGUGGACGCACGUGACAUUUAUGUGACUCAAGCCUACUGGGCAUGGCAAAACGCGGCCGUGGAUCAGAAGGAGAAGGCUUGGGCUCGUUUUGUGGGCAUUGUGAACGAUCGCGAGAGGGAUGAUCAACUCUUUGCUACAAUGGGCCGACAAGCGUGUGCAGGUUCCACCAAAGUGCAGUUGGACGAGUGCCAGCAGAGCAUUUUGGGAGACCGUGCUGAGAUGAAGGACAUGGACUGCCACAAGAAGUUGGCAACUCUUGUGCACGAGCACUGCCCUGUCUCUUCCAGCCAUCAUGCCACAGGCGGCUGGAAUGGCUACAACAUGAAGUUCUCCCAAGUGCUUCUGAACCUUUGUGAGCACCAAGAGGAACUUGGGCAGAGUGUGGAUCAGCUGGCCCAAAUUGUCGAAGAGGAAUGCAGCAAGGUCAAGGCGGUCGUCACCGAAGUGGUGGUUUGAAAUGCCCUGAGCAGCAGGCUGCAUGAAGCUGCUCAAUUUUGAUGACUUCACUGAUUUGAAAUGUAGUGAUGACUGGAGCCUCCUAUGUGCGCUUGGCACGGGCAAUCGCAGCUUGUGAAAAACUUAUGUGCGGCUGCCUUUCGCCUCACCGAUGUUUCAAUAGCAGGCCAAGCCAACAUGAUAUAGGAAAGUGCGGGGUGCAAUUUUCCUUUGAAGUGGAUAGUAGAGAGAUGUCGUGACUGAGUCGGUCAUUCCUUUUGGAACUCCAUCGAAAUGCAGUGGUUCUAGCCUAAUUAUUCUAGUG
Molecule: messenger RNA, 1705 nt
Organism: Durusdinium trenchii
Lineage: Eukaryota; Dinophyceae; Suessiales; Symbiodiniaceae
Source: the annotation of a GenBank genome assembly